AGAGACAGAGGGAGAGAGAGAGAGAGAGAGAGAGAGAGAGAGAGAGAGAGAGAGAGAGAGAGAGAUCUGCAGAGGAGACAGACCCAGAACUGUGUGGAAUUAAAACUCGGUUAUUAUUGUUAUAUAUUUGGUGAAUUUUUGGAGCACUUUUUUGAAGCAUUUCCAUCUGGACAGUGUGAACAGCGCGAGACCUUUUAAUGAGAAUCCGUUUGUUAAAACAUAAAGAAGAAGAAAAAGAAUCUUUUGAAACAUUUGUGCAGGGUUGCUCCGUGAAGAAAACGGAAGGAUUUAAGCGCUUCAUGGGGGAAAGGGAGUGUGUGUGUGUGUGUGUGUGUGUGUGUGUGUGUGUGUGUGUGUAGUGAGGACUGACUGGAGCACCGGGACACGGCGCGCGCUCGCGCACUUCUGCUUUAAAACACUUCUACACGCUUUCAUGUGAUUCAUUAACGAGCGGAAUUAAUUUGGCUCACGGAGGAUUUACACCGAAGCAGGAGAAUAUUAUGGACACGUUGAUGUUUUUCAUUGUACACUUCGGACCUGAGGAAAUGAAUGACUAGGCUUUAAAACGGAUUCUUUUUCACUCGCACUUCUACAAUUAUUUUGGUUUGAAAUAAAAUAAUAAACAGAAUAAAUGAUGGAGGCGGUGACGCGGCCGAUCUUUCAGCCUCAUCCGGGACUGCAACAAACUCUAAAACAGUUCCACUUGAGCUCCAUGAGCUCUCUCGGCGGCCCCGCGGCUUUCUCCGCGCGCUGGCAGCAUGAGGUGUUCGGUAAAGACGGAGAGGAAAUGGAGCGCGCGGCGGCAGCGUCAGUGGCAGCGGCUGCGGCGGCCGCGGCUGCGCACGUGCCCCCACCGAGGCCGCCUCCGGUGCUUCCGGUGCCGCUCUUUAUGGCGAGUGACCGGAGCACGGAGCGCUGCGAGACCCUGCUAGAGGGAGAGAGCAUCUCGUGCUUCGUGGUCGGCGGUGAGAAGCGGCUGUGUUUGCCGCAGAUCCUCAACACGGUGCUGCGCGACUUUUCCCUUCAGCAGAUCAACUCAGUGUGCGACGAGCUGCACAUCUACUGCUCGCGCUGCACCGCCGAGCAGCUCGAGAUCCUCAAGGUCGUCGGGAUCCUGCCGUUCUCCGCGCCGUCCUGCGGCCUCAUCACCAAAACGGACGCAGAGCGACUGUGCAAUGCCCUGGUGAGGGCAGGCACGCGCUCCAGGGGCGCCAAAGAGCUCGACGUGAAGGGCUUCAAGGUUUACCACGAGUGCUUCGGGAAGUGUUCGGGGAUCUUCGUGCCGGAUCUCUACACGAGUCCCGGAGCCGAGUGUAUUCAGUGCAUGGAGUGCGGGGUUAUGCACGCGCCGCACAAGUUCGUCGUGCACGGGCACAAGUCUCUAGAGAACCGGACUUGCCAUUGGGGCUUUGACUCGGCCAACUGGAGAGCAUACAUUCUCCUGAGUCCCGAGUAUGGUGAGAAGGAGGAGAACGCCAAACUGGAGAUGAUGCUGCACGAGCUCAAGGAGAGGUUUGACUUCAGCAACAAAUACAAGAGGAGAUCUUCAGGGGUCCUGGAUGCAGUUCCCAUUAAAAAGUCUAAGCAUGAUGAUUUCUCUCACUCACCAUCAGCAGAUAAAGACAAGAAACCUGAUUGGUUGCGCUCUCUCUCUGCCUCAGCCAAUAAGGGUUUUAAUUGCGUCCAGCCACGACAAAGAGCGUCCGCAUUCAGGCCCUGGUCUCCGAACAUCACAGACAAGGACGGUGCAACAAAAUCAGCUAGUCUGCCACGGGACAGUUUUUAUAAUUAUAAGUCACUAGAGAAUUCGGUGGCUCCAAACGUGGCUCUGCCUCCACUUCAGAAGGGGGCGCUGGUGUCCUUGCCCAUCUUGAACCCCACAAGUUGCAGCGAGGAGCGCACUGAGGGACACGGAAAGACCCGGAAGAGGGGGAUAACAGGUGAGGGUCACCCAGGACAUGCCACCUCUGGACACGUUCAACAAACUCACGCAAUAUCUCGAGCACCUCCACCACUGACAGAGGAGCGUGACUCGGACGUGGAGGUCGAGGUUCGUGAUGAAGUGACCUCCUCGUUGUCUUCACUCUCGUCACCUUCGUUCACGUCCUCCGGCUCUGCUAAGGAGCUCAGCUCUCCAGGAGUUGCAGGAGUCACAGGGAUCACCGAGGUUCCCACGGGGCCGGGAUCAGGGGUGGAGAGUCAAGUGGGCAGAGUUUCUCUGGACUCUGAGCUGGAGACCCUGAGACAGGCGCUGGAUGGAGGAAUGGAGUCUCGUGAGUCAAAGGAGAAAUUUCUGCACGAGAUCCUGAAGAUGAGGGUGAAGCAGGAGGAGAAGCUGGGCUCAGCUCUGCAGGCCAAACGCAGCCUUCAGCAGGAGUUGGAGUUCCUGCGUGUGGUGAAGAAGGAGAAGCUGCGUGAAGCGAGUGAAGCAAAACGAGCUCUGCGUAAAGAGAUGGAGCGACUGCGAGCGGAGAACGAGAGAAAGAUGAAGGAAGCGAACGAGACUCGAGCUCGACUCACCAGAGAACUGGAGGAGGCCAAACAGCAGCGCAAGUGUGAUAAAGGCUGUGAGGCUGGACGCAUGCGUGUUAAAUACUCUACUCAGAUUGAGGAGCUGCAGAUGAAGCUCCAGCUGGCUGAGGCGGAUCGUGAACAGCUCCGCUCUGAGCUCCAGCGGGAAAGUGAAGCUCGUCAGCACCUCGAGAGGGUCGUCAAAGAUCUUCAGGAUCAGCUGUGGGCCAAAACUGAUGGGGAAACACACAUAGAACUCACGGGGAAAACUUCUCCAGCUUCUUCUGCUUCAAACGCUAAAGAGUCCACCAAUUAAUAUGCACUCCUGUCCAUAGACACACAGUCACACACACACACACUUACACACAGUAAUCGUGAAGAGGAGAGAGACGCUGUACAGAGACUGAAGACAUUGAAAUGAAAAGGAAAAGAAAAAAAAGAUGGACGUGUAAAAUGGAAGGACAUUGAAGCGAAGUGUGUUCAGUGGUUGUGAGCACUGACUUGCGCCUCCUCAUCAACACUUGGGAUCCUGAUUCGGAAUAUCCAGCGUUGAGAUGAACGCAGGAUCCAACCGUUUCAUCCUACAGUUUAAUCACAGUUUACAGAAAGAGCACGAUGAUGUAUUUGUAAAUUUUUGUGCAAAGCGAUGCCUGUUAUCUUUUUUCAUUCUAACAUUUUUAUUUAGUGUGUUUACGGCAGACCUGCUCCUCCUGGAAUUACGCUAAUUUGGUGUUACAGAUGGGAUCAGUGUGUCCCUGGAACUUUAUAUCAUAUUAAAUAUAAACACGUUGAUACAAAUAUUUAAUAAAUGAGCACAAACCUAUUUUUGUGCUCAAUACUUUUUUGUUAAAAAAAAAAGAGACUUUUAUACCAAUUUAAAUUGAACCUUUAGAGGAUUUUGGAGACAAAUAAUUUUUGUCCUCUUUUCAUUAACGUUAAGGAAGUGUGUGUUUUUACACUUUCCUCCUUUUGUAAAAGACUAUUUAUCAGACGAGUUACGAUACAAAAACUUUCUUUUUUGAAAUUUUUUUUUAGAGAAAUUGAAUCUGUGUUGCUUGCUAUAAUUACUAUUACAUCAUUUCUUAAUAAACACACACACACACACACACACACACACACAGAGUGUGUGUUUGGGUCAAAACCUCAUAAUGUAUCUUAAAAAGAUAUUUGAGUGUGUGUGUGUGUGUGUGUGUGUGUGUGUGCAUGCAUAUCCACCUUUGGAACACAAACGCAUCGAGCUAAACCAAGGCAGCCAUGUCUUUUGUAGGGCUGUUUUUAAAAAGUGACAGAAUGUUCUUUUUAAGUAAAUUAUAUGUAAAUAUGAUUUUUUUUUCCUUUUUUUUAAAGUUACAAUAAUGAAUCGCACUUUGUCAUAACGAGAUUCUGCGUAAAAAUGCAUUAGCCUCUCUGUACCUUUAUUUCAGAGUUUAACCUUCAGGAGUAUAGAAAAUAAAUAAAUAAAUAAAUAAAUAAGUAAACAAAUGAACAAACAAACAAAUAAAUAAAAAAGAGCAUUAUGUUGAUUAUAUGCAACACAGUUACAUGCGAUGUAAUCCUAUGUUUAAGGCAGAAAUAUUGUAAAUAAACAUUUGAAAACACAAAA
Molecule: messenger RNA, 4114 nt
Organism: Tachysurus vachellii
Lineage: Eukaryota; Metazoa; Chordata; Actinopteri; Siluriformes; Bagridae
Gene: skia
Product: v-ski avian sarcoma viral oncogene homolog a
Exons: 7
Coding region: 632-2827 (731 amino acids)
Biological process (GO): negative regulation of BMP signaling pathway
Cellular component (GO): nucleus
Molecular function (GO): RNA polymerase II cis-regulatory region sequence-specific DNA binding; SMAD binding; DNA-binding transcription factor activity, RNA polymerase II-specific
Source: RefSeq, a predicted model, not a curated record